Oikopleura dioica is the source of this 2469-nucleotide messenger RNA. The record is from the annotation of a GenBank genome assembly. NCBI's taxonomy places the organism in Eukaryota, Metazoa, Chordata, Appendicularia, Copelata, Oikopleuridae.
AUGAUGAAGACGCUAGAAUCAAAUUUCCAGGUAACAAUUUCUGUCCUUCAAAGUCUAACUAGCUCAGAACUUUUUGAUGGAACAUACAGCUACAGUACCUGGAGCCCAAACUGGAGUAAGACUACUCCCACUUACGAAAUAAAAAGCAACAGCGCCCAAACUCCAUCCAUUUGGAAAGACGAGUUCGAUCAGUCGAAGACUCCAGAGAAUUUAGAUUCAACUGAUAUUCUUGCAGACUCGUGGAGAGAUCUUUGCAAAGAUACUCACGGUGCAAACUGCACGACAUUUAUACUGUCACCAAAUGAGCAGUUUAUUGUUGGACAGAUAACCGGAAAGAAAUUAUGGCGACGAUCUAGCCAGAAGUUCUUCACAGUCAGUUCUAUCGAUCAAAAUACAAAGCAAAGCACUCCUGACAGUAUCAUCAACAAUUUUUUCAAAGAUAAAUAUUGUCUCUACGCCGGAUGGGCACCGAACGCCGAGGGUGAACAAGCACUCGCAUUUGUUUGCGGCUUCGAUGUCUACGUUCUCUUUCCGGGAAAAAAUACUGAAGCGGAGAAGAUUAAACGAGUGACAUAUAAUGGUGAUGAGUUUAAGAUGCUCAACGGAGUAACAGAUUGGGCCAACGAGGAGGAGAAUAUCAAGGCUGACAAUACCAUCUACUGGUCACCUGAUGGAAAAAAGCUUUUGUUCGCUUCCUACAACGUCGAGCAAGUUGAUCUUCUUCGAUAUUCGACCUUCGACACAAAGAACGGAUACCAGGAAUUUAGCAAACUAGAAGAUGCCUACCCGACUAUCCGAGAAAUUCCAUAUGCAAAAGCAGGAGGCAACUAUGCUGGAGUGACAUUAACAAUCGUCGAUGAUUUCGUUGAUAAACCGACAGGCGACGAACUGUCUCUUCCAGUAGAUAUCACAGACAUGGCUCAUCUUAGUCGAACAUCUUGGUCACCAGACAGUGAUUGGUUCGUUAUGAGCUGGAUCAACCGAGACACAACUACUCGGAGGACAUUUGCAUGUCGAAAAAAUGGAGACUGGACUGCCGAACAAAUUGAUAUGGAAACUUCCACAGACCACUGGGUUGGCUUUAAAGGUCCUUUCUAUCCGAAAGCAACAGAAACAUAUGGUAAAUAUCUCACGAUUUUGUCAAGAGAAGAUGAAGGCGAUAGCUACUGGCGAGUCGUUACUGCUACGAAGAAUGGUGCUGCUGCCAAUUUCGAAGAUUGGCCGCACACAGGGAGCGAAAAUAAAAAUAAAUACGUUGUUUCGGAUAUAAGCGUGAAUAAAGUUAUUUCAUUGAAUAACAAAUACUAUCCACUAUAUACGUAUGCCGCUCCUUUGCCGUCACAGCGACAUCUCUAUUUUUCUCCUGACGGUGUAGAUGUUUGCAUCACAUGCGGUCUGAUGGAUCUGGAACAUCCGACAGGAGACGACAAAAAAAGCUGCGACUGGGUUGACACACGAUUUCACCAGCGUUCUGAUACCGAGUACAUUAUUAUCGCCAGUUGCAGAGGACCAGGAGUACCCGUCACAUACGUUUCUACUUUCGAUAUCGCUGGAAAGUCACAGCUUGAGCUUGGAAGCUACUUGACAAAUCUCAAUUGGGAGCUCCGAAUCGAUAACAUGAGACUUCAGGAAGUCAAGAAUGAAAAGCAAGCCGGAUGGUAUCAGAGGAAAUCUGGCACUUUCGCAUCUCCGUGGUACCCAGAAAAGCCCCUAAACUACGAGCUGUACUUGCCAUCAAAUUUUGAUGCGACCGCGGUUGGAAAAUACGCACUUCUAGUAUUCGUCUACGGCGCCCCAGAAUACCAAAAUGUCGAUCAACGAUGGACAACUGACUUCGUCAAAGCAUAUCUUCCAUCUUCGUACGACGUUGUAACAGCUGUCAUUGACGGGCGAGGAAGCGCUUACGAAGGAGAUAAGUUUAUGCACCUUUUAUACAAAAAACUCGGACAAUUGGAACCCAUCGAUCAAGUGGACACUGCGAGACAUAUUUUGAACACACACCCAGCAAUCGAUCCGAAACGCACGGCUAUUUACGGCUGGAGUUAUGGAGGAUACGCUACUUCCCAUGUUCUCGGCUAUGACGCCGGAAACACUUUCAAGUGUGGAGUUGCAGUUGCGCCAUUAGCAGACUGGAGGUACUACGAUACUAUUUACGCCGAGCGAUACAUGGGUGAACCGGACAAAAAUCUCGAAGCAUACCAAAAAGGAUCGAUUGUUGAAGGCCAUCCACGAGAAAACUACCGAAACGUCAACUACACAAUCAUUCACGGAACUGAUGACGACAACGUCCACUUCCUCAAUGCCGUUGCUCAGCAAAAAAGCCUUGUGAAAGCUGGUAUUGAAAUCAAGGCCGAGUUCUACGCCGAUGAGGACCACUCAAUUCGCUCCACUUCGAAAAUCCAACAGCAUGUCUACCGAAAAAUCCUUAAAAACAUUCUCGACUGCUUUGGUUAUGAAUGGCGUAAUUAG